Molecule: messenger RNA, 1818 nt
Organism: Penicillium longicatenatum
Lineage: Eukaryota; Fungi; Ascomycota; Eurotiomycetes; Eurotiales; Aspergillaceae
Exons: 1
Coding region: 1-1818 (605 amino acids)
Source: RefSeq, a predicted model, not a curated record
AUGGGCCACCAGCCUCUCCCUCAAGAACGACGAUCACUAUGGGAGGACCCUUCAGGAACGACCGAGCUGGAGACCAACAAGCCUUCCAACCUCGAUCCAGCCCUGCAGGGUGAUCAAAACUCGAUGAUUCUAUCUGGUCAGCUGGAAGAGCCGUCAAAUUGCCGUUCGAGGAGGUUCUUGGCCCAGCCAAUUGAAACCUCAUUUCGAAGCUCCAACAUCACACCGACCAGGUCAAACCCUGAGAACAGAGACAAUUCAGACACGGCUCAUGACCUCUCUCAUAAAAUUGAGCCUCAAAUCAAGGACCAGACUCGUCGAAGAAUUUUGCCUACGCCGAUUGAGACAACUAUCGCCAGCCGUCAUGGACCUACGCGACCGCAGGAGAAGAAUCAAUCCCCCAUUGCCUCAGGCCCCAGAAGAUUCAAACCGGAUUUGAUUGAAACGGACCGUCGCUCUGUGAAGGGCAUGCUCGGAGAGUCUUCUCAUAUCAAUGCUCAGAAUCUUAAAACCGAACGGUUGGAUCCUGCCCCUCGGUUAAGCCCUCGUCGGAAUACUACCCCUCACCCCACGGAAUCAAAAUUCUCAUAUGCGAGCCUACUUCGUCGCCAAGAAACACGGAGGCACUCUUUCCGUGUCCCGGAUUUGCCAUCUAUCCCUUCAAACAGCAGCGAAGGAUCUGAAGGCUCUGCCGGCUCACCCCUGGCAUCCUCGCCAACCAACCGGCCCCAGAGAGGCACGGAUGGCAAUAUGCAUGCGCUACUUCGAGAAAGCUAUGAUGGGGACUUUUCUGAGUACUUGCUAUCUCUAGCAGCUCGCUCGGCACAGAAGCAACUGAAGGAGCAGGCCCUGGCCGCAUUUCCUAACGAGCAAGUAUACGAGCCUGUGGAUCAUUUUGCCAUCGACGAGGAUGAAGAUGACUCCGAAGACCAAAAUUCCAUGUAUCCCUCAAAGCACCAUCUGAAGUCUCGACGACAAUCCUCUGCGGACCUUUCCUGGGAGCUUGAAUAUAUGCGACAGCACAAGGAAGAGGCAGAACAGCGCCUGAGGGCAAUGGGUACAUCGGGUAAGCCUAAACCGGCGCCGACUGAACCGAAGCCUGAGCCAAAGAAUCUGGGUCCAAGUCCUCCUAUGCUUGGGGGCGACAUUGUCUUACCUUGGAGCCUUUCUCCAGAUGGGACGCUCUGUGAGAAUACAAGCACUAAUAAUGAUUCCCAGACUGUGGAAGAUCGGUGCAGUGGCUGUGGAGGCCUUUGGUGCGAGGAGAGUCAAGCGGACGGUGGACGAGUGGUGGGAUUGUGGAUGGGCACCUGUCGCAAAGCCGAUGGCCCGGAACGGCAGUCACAUCUCAUAUCUGGCAUCAUGACUCCAAUGAUUCAAGAUUACGAGAUUGAGUUGAGCCCCAGCCCUCGGCCCAAUGGCCCCUCGAGCCAAUAUAAUGAAACAGGUCCAUCGAGUUCACAGCAUGGUGUUAGUCCCAUCCUUCCUCAGAAUCCGGAUGAUGAAUUCCAUGAUGGCUUUGUCACGCAAAUUUACAACUAUCUCUCAUUGGGGUACCCCUGCGUGGCACGGUAUUAUGACUAUGAACUCGGUCGAAUCUCCGGAAUCACCGUGGAAGAUCUCCGACGAGAUGAUCUCCAAACCGACGCAAGAGGCUAUGUUGUUGCUCCGGGGAACAAAAACGUAGAGGCCUGCAUGCGAUGGAAGGCUCUCCGUCUUUACAUCCGGGAAUGGGCACGGCAACAGCCCAGCAUGGUAGAGGAUGAAAAUGGUCUAGAAGCCUGGGGGGUGCCGGAACGAAGGGGCAGCUGGGCUAUAUGA